UCCUCCACCGUCCCUCCGCCAUGCCGGAGAUCGACGCGUUAUUCGAAUCGAUCAACGUCCGAGACCUUCUCUCCGGACACGAUCUCAACGAUCCGACGACUCCACUAUCAGCUCCCGAUCUCCGUCUCCUCAUAAACCGUCUAGACUCCCACUCCCUCCGGAUCAAGUCCAAAGUCCAGUCCUACCUCAUCUCCCACCGCUCCGAGUUCUCCCACCUUUUCUCCACCUGCCAAGACGCCGUCUCCAGGACCCGCCUGAUCUCCGACGACGUCUCCGAUGUCGUGAAACUGGUCUCCGACGGUUCCGUCGACGUUGUCGAGAUUCGCGAAGUGGUCGACGAGAUAAGGGAGAAGACAAGGGAGGUGAGGGUGAAGAGGGAGUCGCUCGGUUUGGUGAGCGCGGUGGUGGGAGUGUGCGAGGCGUUGAGGGAGACGAAGGAGGGUUUGAAGGGAGGGAGGUUUGGAUUCGCUGCUGAGAGGAUCAGAGAGCUUAAAGGUGUGUUGAGGGUUGGCGAAGAGGAAGAAGGAGGAGAGCCUGUUGUUUACGUUUUGCUUAGGAGAGAGUGGUCUGAUUGUUUUGACGAGAUUCAGGAGGUGCUUGUGAAGUUGAUGGAAAGUGCAGUGCGUUUCGAGCUGGACUCGCGUAAGCUCAGGAUUAGUUAUCAGCUAAGCGUUGGUGAGACUACUGGUAUCGCUCUUACCACUGUUCUCGAGGCAAUGGAGGUGAUUGGAAUGUUAGACUAUGGGCUUGCGAAAGCAGCCGACUCAAUCUUCAAGCAUGUCAUUACCCCAGCUGUAACUCACUCAUCGACUUUUGUUGCUGUGGAAGAUUCAUCUAAAACUUCAGGGGAAAUAACCGAAGCGACAUUAAAGCUAGAACAAUCCUCAGAUCACAAGAUUGAAAAUGUCGACGGAGAUGCAAUAUAUUCAGGAGUUCUUACGGUUGUUAAAUUCGUUUGCAGCUCCUUGUGCUUUGGAAACGUUACAUGGAUCCAUUCUUUCGGGAGAUUGACCUGGCCGAGGAUAUCAGAGCUAAUUAUUUCUAAAUUUCUUUCAAAGGUUGUCCCAGAAGAUGCUUCUAAAUUUGCCGACUUUCAGAAAGUUAUCGAAAAGACCUCUCAAUUCGAAACAGCUCUAAAGGAACUGAGUUUCGUUUCACCAUCUGACGCGGAGGGAAGGCUCAGCAAGUAUGCUGAAAAUGUGGAGGUUCAUUUUGCAUCCAGAAAGAAGAUUGAAAUUCUAGCAAGAGCUAGAAGUUUGCUGUUGCAGUGUAACUUUACGAUUCCCCAGGGACUUGCUACCAGUUUGAAGUCUGAUGGUUUGGAAUCUUUAGAUGCGAAUUCGUCAAAGCACAUCGUUCGCUUACUUUUUUCAUCUGAAACGUGUGUGGUCUCCGAAGCUGCUUCUCAACUUGUGCACUUGGUGCAUAAGACUCUCGAGGAUGUUUGCGUGUCUUCUGCAAGGGUUGCGUCAGAGUUCUACCACGCUGCUCGAGAUUCUAUACUUCUAUAUGAAGCUGUUGUUCCCGUCAAGUUAGGGAAACAACUCAAUGGCAUCAAUCAGGCUGCUGUUCUUCUGCACAACGAUUGUUUAUAUUUAUUCGAAGAGAUACUUGGACUUGCCUUUGAGUAUCGUGCUAGCUUCCCUAGUUCCAUCAAGGAAUAUGCAGUCUUUGCUGACAUAGCCCCAAGAUUUAAAUUGAUGGCAGAAGAAGUUUUACAGAGACAAGUUCAGCUUGUAGUCUCUAGUUUGCAGGAGGCUAUAGACGGUGCAGAUGGAUUUCAGGAUACUCAUCAAAUAAAGCAAUUCGAAUCUGCAAAAUUUAGCAUUGAGCAGGUUGUCUUUAGUCUAGAGAAAGUGCAUUUGGUAUGGGAGCCGGUCCUACAGCCCAAAACUUACAAACAAAGCAUGUGCGUGGUUUUGGAGUCGGUGUUCCGAAGAAUAACCAGAGACAUUCUUCUUCUGGACGACAUGGCUGCUGAUGAAACUUUUCAGCUACAAAGACUGAUUCAUCUCAUGUUGGAGAAUCUAUCUUCUCUACUCGGUUCCUUGAAGUCUGCAGAUGACACUUCUCGUCCUCUUGAUGAUCUCAUACCAUCUUUGCGUAAAACCCGAAAACUAGCAGAACUAUUGGAUAUGCCUCUUAAGUCUAUAACUGCAGCUUGGGAAAGUGGCGAGUUGUUUAGUUGCAAUUUUACAAGAACAGAGGUACAAGAUUUCAUCAAGGCUAUAUUUACAGAUUCGCCGUUGAGAAAAGAAUGUUUAUGGAGGAUAGAAGACGUUAGCUAGUAGCAGAAGAUAAUAAAACUAAAACCGCUCAUAGACAUGAGAAGAAGCAAGUUAGCCUUCAUCGUGGAAGAAGAGUCAUAUGAGCUUUGGUAUCAUCAACACACUUGUGUAGAAAUAUUAUAUAUAAAGAGAGUUUAGCUGAUGAGUUUAAGCUUUAAGUUUAAAAGCGUGUCCCAAAUUUUGUUGUACAUGAUUCUAGAUUUGGUCAUAAGAUCUAAGGGGAAAAAGGCUUAACUUAUCUUAUGGGGCAAGUCAUGAACAAUGUUCAGUGUUGGAAUCAACUUGUGUUACUUGGUUAGUUUCAGUUCAAUUUUUCUUAGCUUUAUGCU
Raphanus sativus (radish) is the source of this 2617-nucleotide messenger RNA. Its product is annotated as centromere/kinetochore protein zw10 homolog. The record is from RefSeq and is a predicted model, not a curated record. Gene Ontology annotation, cellular component: nucleus; chromosome, centromeric region; RZZ complex. Bases 21 to 2288 code for a protein of 755 amino acids. NCBI's taxonomy places the organism in Eukaryota, Viridiplantae, Streptophyta, Magnoliopsida, Brassicales, Brassicaceae. The transcript has 13 exons. Gene Ontology annotation, biological process: mitotic cell cycle; endoplasmic reticulum to Golgi vesicle-mediated transport; mitotic spindle assembly checkpoint signaling.